Molecule: messenger RNA, 1089 nt
Organism: Plasmodium knowlesi strain H
Lineage: Eukaryota; Apicomplexa; Aconoidasida; Haemosporida; Plasmodiidae
Product: phosphatidylserine synthase, putative
Exons: 11
Coding region: 1-1089 (362 amino acids)
Biological process (GO): phosphatidylserine biosynthetic process
Molecular function (GO): L-serine-phosphatidylethanolamine phosphatidyltransferase activity
Source: RefSeq, a predicted model, not a curated record
AUGCUGUGCACAAAAAUGUUGAGUGUUUAUUUCUUCGGGGCCUCUCUCCUGACCACUCUGUUCUUGGCGCAAAGAAAUGACAAUUGGGACUAUAGGACGAGGCUAAACAUAGCCUCACUCAUGGCACUCGUCAACCUCCUAGCAGUGGCAACAUUGUUCAAAAAAUACAUUUACUCUGUAAAAAGAGACAUCAUCACAAUUAUCGUAAAUGCGUUAAUUAUGUUUUACUACCCCAUGAUCCUAUUCCUACACUUUUUUACAACGAGUGAAGUACGAUCCAUGAUAAAAUACAUUUUCAAAAACAUAACAUUCCACGCAGUAGAGAAGUCCUAUAUGGAGAAUUGUAACUCCUUAGAAAACGUCAUGGACAAAAUUGACGUGUACGUGAUAGCCCACCUGGGAGGUUGGUUUUUAAAGACACUGGCCAUUCGAAAUUUUUUCGUGUUAAAUUUAAAUAGCGUAUUAUUCGAACUGAUAGAAUUAAGAUUUCAGCAUAUUUUGCCCAACUUUUACGAGUGCUGGUGGGAUCACAUCAUAUUGGACGUUCUUGGGUGUAACUUAGCGGGAAUUCUGAUAGCUUUUGGUGUUAUGAAGUGGCUAAAUAUGCCACUCUUUUCUUGGAAUUUUCCAGACAAAUUUAAACCGAAUAAAAAGGGCAUCAUAUUUCCGACCGUAGAUAGACUGUUAAGGAAGGUGUUUACAAAUAGCAGUUCCCUGGUGCUGUUAGUUUUCUUCUCCCUGAUGACGAAUCUGAACGAUUUAAACAUAUUUUUUUUAAAGGCCGAAUUGCAGUUGUGGCAAACGAAUUAUUUAGUAUUCUUCCGUGAAGCAGUCAUCGUGACAAUUGUUUUUCAAGGUUGCAUACACCUACAUCGCAUCAUUUCAGAACCGCUAAACCUCAAAUCCCUGUACUAUGUCAUUACUUCAUCGACAAUUCUCCUGUUAGAACUUUCUUUGGCCAUAAGGUGGAAACAUAACUUGGUGUCGGACAAGUCUGACCUUACUACAAUUAACAUGGUUUGGCUUUCGAUAGGUUCAACCAUUUCAUCGACUUUAGUACUUCUCUACACCAACGAGUUUUUAAUUUAA